CCCCAUUCACUAAGUCCUCAUUUUCCAGCACAAUAUAGACCUAUAAUUCUUCCACAAUUUUUUGUAUAGUUUCUUCAUGAAAGUUGCAAAGUGAAGGCAUAGCCAUGUUCAAUACAAGGAAACCAUGUUUCUUCCUUUCUCUUCAAAUGCUUUUCUUUUCCAUGCACUUCUAUCCUUCCCUUGCAGCUCUAAUAGCCAUCUCAUCAAACCAAUCUCUCUCUGGUGACCAAACUUGUAUCUCAAAAGGAGGAAUCUUUGAAUUGGGUUUCUUCAAACCAGGUAAUUCCUCUAACUACUACAUAGGUAUAUGGUACAAAAAGGUCUCUCAACAAACAAUUGUUUGGGUAGCCAACAGAGACAACCCUGUCUCUGAUAAAGACACUGCCACCUUAAAAAUUUCAGCUGGUAAUUUAGUUCUAUUAAAUGAGUCUUCAAAACAAGUUUGGUCAACAAACAUGAGUUUUCCUAUGUCAAGUUCUGUAGUAGCUAUCCUCUUAGAUACUGGAAAUCUUGUUUUAAGAAAUAGGCUUGAGGAUAAUGCAUCAGAUCCUCUAUGGCAGAGUUUUGAUCAUCCAACUGAUACAUGGCUUCCUGGUGGCAAAAUUAAGCUAGAUAAUAAAACAAAGAAGCCUCAGUAUCUCACUUCAUGGAAGAAUAAGAAAGACCCUUCCACAGGUCUUUUCUCUUUAGAACUAGACCCAAAAGGAACAACUUCAUAUUUCAUUCUUUGGAAUAAGUCUGAAAAGUAUUGGACAAGUGGACCUUGGAAUGGUCAUAUUUUCAGUCUGGUUCCUGAGAUGAGAGCAAAUUAUAUCUACAAUUUUUCCUUUGUGUCGAACGAGAAGGAGAGCUAUUUCACAUAUUCUAUGUAUAACCCUUCCGUUAUAUCUCGGUUUGUGAUGGAUGUCUCGGGGCAGAUUAAGCAGUUUUCAUGGUUGGAAAGUAUCCAAGAGUGGAACCUGUUUUGGUCGCAGCCAAGACAACAGUGUGAGGUUUAUGCUUUCUGCGGUGCGUUUGGGAGCUGCACUGAGAACUCGAUGCCUUAUUGUAAUUGUUUGAAUGGUUUUGAGCCAAAGUCACAGUCUGAUUGGGAUCUGGGGGGUCACUCAGGUGGGUGUAUGAGAAAAACAAAGUUGCAAUGCCAGAGUUUCAAUCCCUCUAAUGGUGUCAAAGACAGGUUUCGUGUAAUCUCCAACAUGGAAUUGCCUAAACAUGCAAAAUCCGUGAGAUCAGAGAACACAGCAGAAUGUGAAUCAAUAUGCUUGAACAACUGCUCUUGUUCUGCUUAUGCAUAUGAUAGUAAUGGUUGUUCUAUCUGGAUUGAAGACCUCCUGAAUCUGCAACAAUUAUCUUCAGAUGACAGUAAUGGAAAAACUUUGUAUCUAAAACUUGCAGCAUCAGAAUUUAGUGAUGCUAAAAACAGUAAUGGGGUGAUCAUCGGUGUUGCAGUAGGCGCGCUCGUCGGCAUAGGCAUUCUCUUAUCCGUUCUUGUGUUUGUCAUGAUUAGGCGAAGAAAGAGAACAGUUGGAACAGGUAAGCCUGUGGAGGGCUCAUUGGUGGCAUUUGGGUACAGAGAUAUGCAAAAUGCAACCAAGAAUUUCACUGAGAAAUUGGGAGGAGGAGGAUUUGGUUCCGUUUUCAAAGGAACAUUGGGUGAUUCAAGUGUGGUGGGAGUGAAGAAAUUGGAAAGUGUUAGCCAAGGAGAGAAGCAAUUCAGAACAGAAGUGAGUACAAUAGGGACAGUACAACACGUUAAUCUCGUUCGCCUACGUGGAUUCUGUUCAGAAGGUACUAAAAGGUUGCUGGUUUACGAUUACAUGCCAAACGGUUCAUUGGAUUUCCAUUUGUUCCUGAAGAAGGAUUUUUCUAAGGUGUUGGACUGGAAAAUAAGAUACCAAAUUGCUCUUGGAAUCUCAAGAGGAUUAACUUACCUCCACGAGAAAUGCCGAGACUGUAUCAUACACUGUGAUGUUAAGCCCGAAAACAUUCUCCUAGAUGCUGAAUUUUGUCCAAAAGUUGCAGACUUUGGUCUAGCUAAGCUUGUUGGACGAGAAUUCAGCAGGGUCCUCACAACCAUGAGAGGAACAAGAGGCUAUCUUGCUCCAGAAUGGAUUUCAGGUGUGGCUAUUACAGCGAAAGCCGAUGUUUACAGUUAUGGAAUGAUGCUUUUCGAGAUUGUAUCAGGUAGGAGGAACUCUGAUCCAUCAAAAGAUGGAACAGUUACGUUCUUUCCUACCUUAGCUGCAAAAGUAGUUAUUGAAGGUGGUAAUGUGCUUACCCUAUUGGACCCUAGGUUGGAGGGAAAUGCUGACAUCGAUGAGGUUGUUCGAAUUAUAAAAGUGGCGUCUUGGUGUGUUCAAGACAAUGAAAAUCAAAGGCCAACAAUGGGUCAGGUAGUUCAAAUUCUUGAAGGGAUAUUGGAUGUGAAUUUGCCUCCUAUUCCAAGAUCCCUUCAAGUGUUUGUUGAUGAUAAUCAUGAGAAGUUGGUUUUCUACACUGAUUCUAGCUCCACACAAAGUUCACAGGUAAAGAGCAAUAUCUCAACACCCUCUCAAGCUAAAAGCAACAUCUCAUCAGCUAGCUCCAAUGUCUCAGUAGAAAAUUUAAAUUAGGCAUAACAAUAGAAUUCUCCACUUCUCCACACUCAAACAAAAAAAUGUGUGAGUAGUUCACUAGGCUAUUUGAACAACAAAAAAUGUCAUCCUUUGAUUUUCAUAAAUGUAAUUGUAAUAUAGUAUGGUUUGAAUAAUGAGAUUCUCUUUCAAAGUUA
Cicer arietinum (chickpea) is the source of this 2770-nucleotide messenger RNA. RefSeq names its product G-type lectin S-receptor-like serine/threonine-protein kinase At2g19130. Gene Ontology annotation, molecular function: ATP binding; protein serine/threonine kinase activity. The record is from RefSeq and is a predicted model, not a curated record. Gene Ontology annotation, biological process: protein phosphorylation; recognition of pollen. NCBI's taxonomy places the organism in Eukaryota, Viridiplantae, Streptophyta, Magnoliopsida, Fabales, Fabaceae.